Molecule: messenger RNA, 1047 nt
Organism: Eublepharis macularius
Lineage: Eukaryota; Metazoa; Chordata; Lepidosauria; Squamata; Eublepharidae
Gene: CNTD1
Product: cyclin N-terminal domain containing 1
Exons: 8
Coding region: 18-992 (324 amino acids)
Biological process (GO): reciprocal meiotic recombination
Cellular component (GO): site of double-strand break
Source: RefSeq, a predicted model, not a curated record
UACUUCCGCCAUUUUUAAUGAGGGCGAGUGAGCUUGUGAGGUUGGCGUGUAGGGGUACUGGAAGCACUCUUGAGAUGGGUUUGCCAGCACAGGUGGUGGCCAGGUACCAAUGCUCAGAACCUGUUUUUGGGGUGGUGGCCCCAGGGCUCCUCCGAGAUGCUCUGCUGCACAUGGCCAAGGAGAACGAACGGGCUUUACGAGAGCUGUGUGAUGAGGCUGGCUGCUUCAAGGAGACAUGGAUAGUCGAGUUUGUGUUUCUUUUGUCUGAAAAAUGGAACCUGCCUGAAUCUGCAAGAUACCAAGCAAUUGAAAUAUUUGAAAGGUUCAUGCUCAUAUGUACUCAAGAGGUCUCAUUUUCCGCUGAAGCAGAGGAGGAAGAAAACAGCUGGGUCUUGGUGAAACAGCGGAUUGAAGACACAUGUGUGCUGCGACUGGUCUCUUGCAUCCAGCUUGCUAGCAAACUCUCCUUCCACUACAGUAUAGUCAGCAACACCAUGGUCCUGAAGUUCCUGCAGUCUUUGGAUUUCUCCUAUACCACAGACCAAUUGCUGGAAUCUGAACUGGCUAUUCUGAAGGCUCUGCAUUUCCAGAUCAAUGUUCCAACUCCUUCAGCUUACAUUGAGUUGCUUUUGGAGGUUUUAGGGCACAACGGCUGCUUGCUCCCCAUGAAACAGAUGCAUGACAUGUGUCAACACCUGCUGGUUUUAACAUACCUCCUCCGGGUCAGCAUCUACAGCACCCUGCUGAAGGUGUCAAUUGAAAACACAUCGCCAAAUGAACUCCAGCUAGUCAAGUUUGCAGCUGUGAAAGAAGAUCUAAUGCUGUUGGCUGUGGGAGUCAUUGGGGCAAGUGCUUUCUUGCUCCACCCAGAAGGCUGGAACCAGGUUGCAGAGAAUCUCAUCGACACCACUGGCAUCAGUAUGCAAAGCAUAGUUGAGAUAGUCAAUGCGAUCUUGAAGCACAGUAUUGACGAUGUUGUGGAUGACUGCUAAAACUUCUCCCCCAACUGCCAGCAUUCUGCCAUCUCUCCCAUACACACAGGGUAUA